AUGAGUGACGUCAAGAUCCAAUAUCCAUCAGUACAAACAUCAUUGAAUUAUUUGGUGGGUACUGUCAUAACAGUAUACGCUGGUUGUGAAACAUUCAACUUUGGUCACUUCUUAGAAACAACUUCACCAUACCUUUGGGCAAAUUUAGGUAUUGCAGCUUGUAUUGGGUUAAGUGUUGUAGGUGCUGCUUGGGGUAUCUUUAUUACAGGUUCAUCAAUCUUGGGUGCUGGUGUUCGUGCUCCACGUAUAACAACAAAGAAUUUAAUCAGUAUUAUUUUCUGUGAAGUUGUUGCUAUUUAUGGAUUAAUUAUGGCUAUUGUCUUUUCAUCAAAAAUCACAAGUGCUAGUUCUGAUACCUUAUUCUCAAAAAGUAAUUUGUAUACUGGUUAUUCAUUAUUUUGGGCUGGAUUAACUGUUGGUGUCAGUAAUUUGAUUUGUGGUAUUGCUGUUGGUAUAACUGGUUCCACAGCUGCUAUUUCUGAUGCUGCUGACUCUUCAUUAUUUGUUAAAAUUUUAGUUAUUGAAAUUUUCGGAUCUGUUUUAGGUCUUUUUGGUUUGAUUGUUGGUUUAUUAAUGGCUGGUAAAGCUGUUGAUUUCCAAUAG
Hansenula ciferrii is the source of this 603-nucleotide messenger RNA. RefSeq names its product H(+)-transporting V0 sector ATPase subunit c'' (gene VMA16). Gene Ontology annotation, biological process: proton transmembrane transport. Bases 1 to 603 code for a protein of 200 amino acids. The transcript has 2 exons. Lineage: Eukaryota; Fungi; Ascomycota; Saccharomycetes; Phaffomycetales; Wickerhamomycetaceae. Gene Ontology annotation, cellular component: proton-transporting V-type ATPase, V0 domain. The record is from RefSeq and is a predicted model, not a curated record. Gene Ontology annotation, molecular function: proton-transporting ATPase activity, rotational mechanism.